GCGCAUGCCUACAUGUAAACAAUCUUAAUUCCAGUAGCAAUGAUGCAGGCUUUGAGCGUGUAUACUGAUUAUGCGAAAUCUUGCCGACAUUUAGACGUAAUUUUCAUUUAAACGGAUAUACAAUGCCCAGAGGAGGAUACCAGAGUUGCGAAGGCAGUUUAUCGGCCCUGCUAGUAGUCGUGCUGGCACUGGCCUCACUAAUAGCAGAAGGCCUCGUAAUUCCCUCGGAUGGCGGUAUUACGGUGGAGCAGCUGCUGGCAGGGCAAGAUGUCCUUCCACAGGGUGUCAUAUACCUGCAGCAGCAGGGUACAGAUUUCAUGACGGUUGAACUCCCCUCACCAACGGUUGUCCUGGAGGGCAGGGGCGGCACCAUGCCGGAGAGCCAGAUUGGCCUCAAGCCGCCUUCGGCGUACCGUUACAACCCACCAGCCCCUCCCAGCCCUCCAAAGCCACCGUUUCCACCAACACCACCACAAUCUCAGUCCCAACCGCCUAGCCCAGAUGCAACCUUUCAGCCUGCUGAAGCUUCGUACACGGUAUUGGACUUUAACUCUUAUCAUUUUGCUUCAUCAAGUCAUAUCCCGGCAAUUCGUGUGGCAUCAGGACAACAUCUAACCCUCUCAUCCCUGGGUAUAAGCGCAACAAGCGUGCACAAGCUUCUAGGAUCGCGCAAAGGAACAACCCUUUCAUCAAUGUCAACCGAAGUAAUCAUACAAGUUUUAGAAGGAGCCAUUCUGACCCUCAAGAAUGUGACUCUGAUCAUGACCGAAGAUCAACUGAUGCUCUACUUAAUGGGAUUUGGCAUAAAGGCCAGUUCGUGGACCUACACCACGACCGUAACUAUCCGCAACGGUGUCAUCCAGAUAGAGUCCCUCACAACACAAGCUCGAUUAAUAAACUAUCAUACCGAGGAUUACGUCCAUGCCGCGGAUUACAGCUUUGAUGCGUACACAGGCGGCGAGGUGCAGUGGUCGGGUGUGACGAUAACCUGCCCCGGGAAUGAAACUCGCAAUCCUCGUGUGGCAGCAGCUCCGGUGACAAGCAUCUGGCAGCUAGACCAACCAAGUCUGGAGUCGGUGAUUGGCAAGAUGACUUCUGGCAUCCUGUUCCUGUCUGUGGCGGCGGAUUUGGUGCUGCCUGGAGAGGGGAGGUGGCGGCCGGUGUCGCUGCCGGCAUUGGUCCUGGUAGUGCUGCUGGGAAAUCCUGUGAGGACCACCACAUUCGACCUGGCAGGGGUGGAGCGUGCAUGGUACAGAAUGAGCGCCGCGGUUGAUCUUACUUUAGAAACGAUGCCGCCAGUUAUACAGCUGCACGACCUUACAGUUGUUAACUUGCCGCUUGCGACGACACCUGCCAACACAAGCAGCCUGCUGGCUGUAAGCCUGCAGAGUUUUGGCUUUGACAGGGUGACUCCCGGUUCAUCGUCACCCCAGCGCAUCCUCAAGCGCAGUACAAUUGUCGUACCGGACCAAGAGGUUGCCUUCUUGGAGCGGUUGUCCUGGACCAACAGGACCUCCCCUGCGCAGAUGGCAUCGCUGUUCAACGUCUUUGAUGUUCAGGAGCACCAGCUGGCUGGCGUUGCCAACGUUGCCAACAAGCACCGGUUCACUGACAACCCUACCUUGGGUGACAAGCUGACAACCCAAUCCCUUGCACUUCGUGACACCCUCACCCCAGCAGCCCUCCCACAAUGCGCUCGAGGGGCAGCUGCUUGUAAACCAGCUGCGGAUGGGGACACAGGUUUCCCUGGUCAAUUGCACGCUGCUGUCCGCCAGCCGCUACUCGGCGCUUCCAGGCGCCCGGCCGUUGCUGCCACAGUCGCUGUUGUGGGCCCCGGAGCUGCUGCAUGGGGAUGCUGAGACGGCAGCGCAGUGGGGCCCGCUGGGUCUUACCUUGGCUCCCAGCUUUCAGUACGCCCUGUCCAACCUCGACUCGACUUGUGGGCCACUGCCUGGCAAGACCCCCGUCACGGUCAUUACUCGACGUAAUGACCAGAGCGUUCCCGCAGUGCUAUCUGGCGCUGAAGAGGCUGCCAGCUCCAUCCGCAUCUCUAGCGGUGGUCUGCUGGCCCCUGCUGGCGAGUGCGUUGUGGGUGGCUACCCGCAGCAGCUGGGAGGCGGCCGCACCUUUGUGAACCUGCAGGGAGCAAUCGGCCGCGUCAACCUUCAACGCCCCGUCACCCUCCGAAACCUGGUGUUCUACAACCUAGCGCCCGGCGGCAUGUACCCUCUGGACGCCAGUGCUGGGGACGACGACUACAUCAGCGGCCAUGGCAUGCAAGCAAAGCCGCCCCAGCUGAGGGGCCCUGACGCGGCUUGGGCCAACAGCUCGCUCCCGCUCUGGUUCUUUAGCAAGACUGGCAACACCAGCACGACGGACCCACAGGCGCCACGGCUAGCCCUCGAGAAUGUCACUCUCGUGGUUUCAGAGCCCGAGUGGCGUGCGCUAGCCACUGCCGUGCUGCUGCAGUACGUGGGUGUUGUAGCCGAGCGCUCACGUAGGGCGCAGGAGGAGCAGGAGGCAACGCAGCCGACGUAUUGGCGGGCGACAGCUGUCAUGGCAGGAAAGGAUGAUGCGCUUACAGCAGUAGCAUUGGGGAGCUCAACAGAGCCCACUGCUAGGGAGAUGACAGGCGUGCACGGUGCCAAAGCAUCUCAUCGUGUGUCUCGCAAAUUGAAGGGGCUCUUAGGCGGUUCAGGGGGCGUACUCCACUGGUACUAUCCACCGUCACCACCGUCACUCCAGUUAUCCCAGACACCAACUCCGCCACCGCCCCGCCAAACGCCACCUCCUCUUUAUGAACAACCACUAGAGCCUACAGUGAUAGAUCCCCCUGACAGCGUUGCCCAACCCCGGCCUCCACCCCCGAAGCCACCAGUACCCCAACCUCCCCAUCCACGACCUCCCCGACCGCCCCCCUCACCCCCGCCAACCCCACCACCGCCACCCCUACCACCCGGCUCGGACACUCCAGUGACGGCGUUGCUGGCCUUUGCUGCGGCAUCCCAGGCACUGUCCUAUGACUACAAUGCCGGGGUGCUGGUCCUGGCGGCUGCUCAGCACUACGGCUGGGUGGGAACCAACGUGACGGUGACGUACAAGAUGCCACCGGAUGCCCCCAGGACCGCAAGCCUGCUCUUCUACCCGUCAUUUACCCUGCCGUACCAAGAGCUUGCUGAAAUGGACAUCAACAUAUCAGUCAGCACCUUCCUUCCACCACCUCCCAGCCCGCCCACCGCUCCCGCAAACGUUCAGCGCCCGCCACCGCUCAUGGCCCGCCCGACACCGCUUAUGCUAUCAACCGACACAAUGCCCGGGCCUUCUUCAACAGCUAGCACCGGCCCUCCCCCUCCCUCCACCGUCGACCGUCCUGCCUAUGUGGUGCCUGUGGCGAGCUCCCUUUCUGCCUUCUUCGGGCUCCUGCUGCUGUUGCUGACCCUAAUGCUUGUCAAGACGGCAGUUAUGCGGCGCCGGUAUGCGGCCGCUAAUGAGGCUACGAUGGUACCAGCCGGCAAGGACGGGGCUGACGACAUUAGCACUAAACGGCCCGUUAACCGCCUGUCACGCGAUGUGACGCAAUUUGCAGUGGCUGGCGUGACGCAAUUGGCAGCCGCAGAUGUGGGGUUCAGGGGGAAUGCCACAGGUGCCAGCGGUUUCAGCCAAGGCAGCCGGGAUGCGACAUUGAAUGCCUCGGUCGCCAACACGACAGAAUCCUCCGGCAAGCUGGAGCCCGGUAAUUCUGGCAGCCCGGAGGGAACUGGACCUGCUGGCAAACGUGACACUCGGGAAGCCAACCGCCUGAUGCGGCUGAACAACGUGCUGGCAGCAUCCAAGGAAGCUGCUGCUGCUGCCGAGCUGCAGAACCAGGGGAAGCAGGCAAAGGGGCAUGAUGGGCAAGCCAACCCAGGGGACACCCGCAGUAAUGGGAUGGAGGCCCGGGGAUGUGCGGUGGAAGGAGCAGAGAGCUGCCAGGCCCAGCACGUUGGCAUGAGCAAGUCGUACAUCCGUAGCAUGCAGGCCUACUACAACAGCCUUUGCAAGCAGGCCGAGUUAAACACUCGGACAGCGAAUGCCGUUGGGACUCGGGACGUGGAGGCAGCUGAGGCUCUGCUUCAGCCGGAUAGCCCCCCCGCUCAACCCGGCAGCAUGCUCGCAGCAGCUGAUGUACCCGGGACUGUGCGUGCGGCAAUAGAUGCAGCAAGGGCCGAGCUUCAGGAUUAUGCCCUCGAGCUUCAUUCCGUCAUCGCCAUAGGGGCCUCUGGUGUAGUCUACGGCGGCAAAUGGCGGGAUUUGCCAGCAGCGAUUAAGACGCUGGUGGUGCCAGCUACCGUGAUCAGCCUCGUGGGACGUGCACGGCACCGGGCGGUGCUGGAGGCGGCCGUGUCCAUGAGCCUGGCACACCCCAACAUCGUGGCCACUUACACGUACGACAUCAAGGCGCUCGUGCAGAAGCCAGAGCCCGAUGACAUGGCUGCUCCGGUCGGCAUAGCCGCGGCAGGGGACGCUGAGCUGGGCGCGGCGGAGGUGUACAAGCUCUACAUCGUGCAGGAGCUCUGCAACGCGGGCACCCUGCGGGAGGCACUAGAAAAGGGCAUGACAGGCUGUGUUCGUGCCGGCGGGGCAUUCAAGGCUCUUGCGGUGCGUCUCGCUCUGGACGUGGCACAGGGCAUGCGCCACAUCCACUCCUGCCGCAUCGUGCAUGGAGACCUAAAGCCAGAAAACGUGCUGCUGGUGUACGGACCUCAAUCCAUGUCCGAGGAUGAGGGUGCCAACAGGGACGAGCCAUACAGUGCAGGGCUGAUGGCAAAGGUGGCGGAUUUUGGUCUGAGCCUGCCGUUGCCCGAGGGAGCCACACAUGCCUCGGGGCUUUUCCGGGGAACACCCGCAUACAUGGCGCCAGAGGUUUCCACUGGCGGCGAGUUGUCUCCUCGUGCGGACGUUUGGUCGUUCGGGCUGCUGCUGUUGGAGCUCUACUACGGCUGCUCCAUGAGCGCAGUCUUGGCGUCGGAGCUCCCAGCAGCCGGGCACGGUGGCGAGGGUGUUCCAACUAGAGAACCCCUUUUACAGCUACCCCGCCUUCUCAAGGACAUGCUCACCCCUGCUCACCGGCCGUACGGAGAGCUGGCAGCCGCAUGCCUGACUCUGGAUCCCCGGAGUCGCCCUGCCUUCAACGACAUUGUUGAGCAGCUGCGGCAAUUGCUGUGAGGCGGCAGCGAACACAUAACCCGUGGAGCUGUAGGGGCUCUGGAUCUGUAGACUGAGU
This is a messenger RNA of Astrephomene gubernaculifera, 5263 nucleotides long. Lineage: Eukaryota; Viridiplantae; Chlorophyta; Chlorophyceae; Chlamydomonadales; Astrephomenaceae. The record is from the annotation of a GenBank genome assembly.